Molecule: messenger RNA, 2001 nt
Organism: Aspergillus ibericus CBS 121593
Lineage: Eukaryota; Fungi; Ascomycota; Eurotiomycetes; Eurotiales; Aspergillaceae
Product: THO complex subunit THO1/HPR1
Exons: 7
Coding region: 1-2001 (666 amino acids)
Biological process (GO): regulation of DNA-templated transcription elongation; mRNA export from nucleus
Cellular component (GO): THO complex part of transcription export complex
Source: RefSeq, a predicted model, not a curated record
AUGGCGGAUGUCGAUGUCGGCGCGAUUCACGCCUACAGGAGAUUGAUCGACGAUCUCCUCACCCGCGCAGAGCAUGCCAAACCCGACCAGCAGAUCGAACCGCCUUUGUCCGAAACCCAUCUGGGCGAUUCGAUCUGGCUCAUCCAAGGGGAGGAUAAGCAAUUGGUCCAGGAACUCGGCCAACAAACUCAGUUUGCGGCGGUGGAGAUUGCGUUCAGGGAGAAGUUCUACGGCUUACUUGCUUCUACCUCAAUCGAGGAUCCCUCGUUCAUCCGGAUAUGGAACCUACUCGAUAUCAUCUCAAUCUUUUCGGACAACGAGCAGUGUGAGCCCGGCCUGAUCUUUUGGCUGACCGAGGAAUUGCUUGAUAGCCAAACCAUUGAUGGCUGCCGGAAGGUGUUCGAUUACCUGGAAUCGCGACGAGAGCGGAAUACAAAGAAACAUUUCAAGCAAAAGAGCUUGAUCAUCCUACGAUCUUGUAAUGAGUUACUCCGAAGGCUCUCAAGGGCCGAAGAUACAGUCUUCUGCGGACGCGUCUUCAUCUUUCUGUUCCAGAGCUUCCCUUUGGGAGACAAGAGCGCCGUCAACCUCCGGGGUGAAUACCACACGGAUAAUGUUACUACAUAUGAUGAACUCACCAAGGCGGUCGCAAAGGCAACUGCCGAUCUAGAUGUGGAGAUGUCAGACGGGAAAGAGGAGCCUACAACAAGUGAAGGCCCAGAGGAAAGUGAAGCUCAAGCAGCAGCUGCGAGCGGCUCCCAGACACCCGCACAAGGAACCCCGAGAACACCAAGAGUGGUGGUCUCUAGGGCCAAAGACGAAUCUGAAGAGGAGGCCGUGGAUCUGGAUGGCCUAUAUCCCAUAUUCUGGGGACUGCAGGCUUACUUCUCUGCCCCGACGAAAACGUUCGACCCUCAGCAUUUCGCCACCUUCAAAACUGGACUUGAAGCCACCAUUUCUACCUUCAAGAAUGUCAACACAGACCUUGAAAAUUCGAGCAACAGCAAGACCUCAGAGGAGAUCCGGAAAUCCACUAAGCGGAAGCGGACUACCGAUGGCCAGGAGAUCGCGAGCAGUUUCAACCCCAAGUAUCUGACAAGCCGGGACUUGUUCGACCUCGAGGUCAAUGAUACAGCGUUCAGGAGACACGUUCUUGUUCAAGCCCUUAUUCUUCUCGACUUCAUGCUUUCUCUCACGCCCAAAGCAAAAGCCAAGCUAGCUGACUUGACCAACAAGUCCGUCCUUUACGGGUUUGUGUUAAAUGACGAUGAUGCCAAGUGGGCGGUUAAGAUAAGAAAGGCGAUCGAGGAGUAUCUCCAGGAAGGAGUCGGAGGGAAAUUUUAUUAUCGUAUGGUGGAUACCGUCCUGUCAAGGGAUAAGAACUGGGUGCGGUGGAAGGCAGAAGGUUGUCCAUUGAUUGAGAGAGCGCCUGUUACUGUAUCCGAGUAUCUCGGCGCUCGUGAGCAUGCGACCAAGGUUUACGCAAACAAGCGCCUUCGCACCUCACCUAUGGGGUCACUUGAUCUUAAAUUUCUCUCCGAGGGCGAAUCACUCGCAGGACUCGAAAGACUCAAGGAGUCGGAAAGAUUCUCCGUCCCUGCUGCAGACUCAUUGAUGUUGGGAAUCAUGGACGACGAAUUGGAUAUCGACACUGCGCAGACAAAAGAGGACAAAGAGUAUGCGACUCGGUCGAAAGCCAGCAAAACCUGGCGCAUAUUACGGCUCUCUGCGAAAAGCAAACUUGCGGCGUUUGACAAGAUUGAGGACGGCAAAAACCUGAAGAUCCUGUUCGAGACUGCCCAGCAGUCAGACGGUACACCGCAGGCCCUCGAAGGUACACCUCAAGCCUCGGAUAAGCCACCGGCGGAGGAUGAAUCCACUGGGCCGGGGCAAGAUCACGUAGUCACCAACGCGGAAAACGAAAACUCGGCAGUUGCCACCGAACAGGCUUCAGCUGAUUCGAAGGACGCAGCUGCCCCGGACACUACUAAGGCGAUGUGA